Trichoderma harzianum CBS 226.95 is the source of this 1488-nucleotide messenger RNA. RefSeq lists its product as hypothetical. Bases 1 to 1488 code for a protein of 495 amino acids. NCBI's taxonomy places the organism in Eukaryota, Fungi, Ascomycota, Sordariomycetes, Hypocreales, Hypocreaceae. The transcript has 4 exons. The record is from RefSeq and is a predicted model, not a curated record.
AUGAACGUCAAGGCGAAAUCCUUCAGCGAAAAGAUCAUUCCUCUUUCGGCGAAAGACCAAUGGCGGCCCAUUGACAACAUUCGCACGUUGGUCUUCAUCGUUGUCCGCGAUAUUCUCGAUGGAGAGCUCAUGAGGGUGUCUCUGGAUAAGCUAAUUAGGAACCAUAUACCUAUCCUUGGAGCACGAAUCAAGCCCAGCGGAGUCGAUGGCUUACUUCAAUAUCAUCUAAUCACUCCCUUCCCUGAUAAUCACGAAAUAUUCGGCUGGUCCACCAGCAAUGUUGCUUCAACGCUCGAAGAAGCCAAUCUUGUGCCAGAACAUAAUCCACAAAGAGGCAUCACCAUCUUACAAGAUGUGACUGUUAUGGAACGGCGUUGGAUACCAUCCGACUGGCCCGUCAGACGCGACCAAGACAAGCCAGACACGCCGCUCUUGCUCGUCCAUCUCACAUAUUACAAAGAUGCCACGAUUAUUUCUCUCAAUUUACUACACUGUGUAAGCGACCAGAUGGGCUUUGGCAGCCUCAUCACUUCCUGGAUAGAUGUUAUGAAAGGCAAAGAACCCCAACCUUUUAUCGAAUUGCCAGAGGACGGCCUCGACGGCGACAAGGACAUUACUUUCAAAGAGCUUCACAAAAAAUACCACUAUCGGUUGAGGACCAAGAGAGAACGAGCGGAAGUACUGAUAGGAAUUGUCCCCGAGCUCGUUGCUCGCCCAAAGGAGACGAGAUGCACUAUUUUCAUACCUGUGGGUAUAGUCAAUGGACUACGGGACAAAUGGAGGAAAGAGUUAAAGGCAAAACAUGGCUCUGACGCAGCAAAUAUUACAAAUGGAGAUGUACUUGUCGGGAUUGUAGCCAAGUUCGCCAACAUGCACCGUAAAAGGCCCAAGAAGCAAGUCGUCACCGGUCCAGUAAACCUCCGCGGCUACCAUCCCCUCCUCCCCAAAAACACUCCCUACCUCCACAACGCCCUCAUCUUCGCCGUCUCCCACACAGCAAUCAGCCGUUCCAAGCCCCCAACCUCCGAAAUCGCCUACGGGCAACGCCUCGCCGUGCUCGACACCCUCAAGCCAGACAAUAUGGAACGCGGUCUAGCAGUGACACGAGAGCUCCGCUUGAGGAACAUCCCGAUGCACAUCUGCGAGCCGUGGGAAUUCAGCUACGGACCGACGAACUGGUGUAACGCGUGGCAUGGCAUCGAGUUUUCCGCGGCCAGCGCAAAUAAGACAGGGGAAGAAGUUGCUGAAAGGAAAGACAGCGCGGUUGCUGAAAGGAAAGACAGCGAUGAUGCGAAGACGAUGGAUGGAGGUGAUUCAGCGCCUAUUAUUUUGGGACAUUCGUCGGAACGGAACCAUCCUAAUCGGCUGAGUGCUUUUAUCAUGUCAAAGGCCGAAGGAGGAUAUUGGGUCGACUUUGCGGCGCCGAAUAAGGGCAUGGCGGCCGUAAAGGCGCUUUUGGAGAGAGAUCCUAACCUGGAGACGAUAUGA